Molecule: messenger RNA, 3361 nt
Organism: Anneissia japonica
Lineage: Eukaryota; Metazoa; Echinodermata; Crinoidea; Comatulida; Comatulidae
Product: apelin receptor-like
Exons: 7
Coding region: 273-1262 (329 amino acids)
Biological process (GO): G protein-coupled receptor signaling pathway
Cellular component (GO): plasma membrane
Molecular function (GO): G protein-coupled receptor activity
Source: RefSeq, a predicted model, not a curated record
CGUUUUCUGUUUAUUACAGAAUUUGUGAGGUAAAUAGGCUAUAACCUGAGAACUUUCAUGUGAGGACACUUUUUUCAAAAUGGCCACCAAAAUUCAACAAAAUACAUGGGCAGAAUAAGCACAUAAGAGGAAUGAGUAGCUUUCUGGUUUCACUUCUAUUUGGCCUAUCUAUUAAGAAUUACUGUUGACAAAAGGUUGUGAAGCAGUGGCACAACAGUAUAUAUACUGGAAGCUUUGAAGAUAUUCAGAAUAAGACAAAAGAUAGCGGCAACAUGGAGGACGGCGAGUGGGAUUUCCACAGUUACUAUGACAAGGACAGUGAACAAGGGGAUAUCAGCUAUGAGGCGAAUUCGGAACACACAACAUCCUACAUCAUUGUUUAUAUACUGACGAUUGUGAUAUCAUUACCUGGAAACCUGUGCAUCGUGCUGUCUGUUUGGCGCAAGAAAGCCCUGAAUGACGCUGUCUGGUACAUGCUUGCUGCCAUUUCCUUAUCGCUGGCAAUUCACAAUAUUACGACCACUUUUUAUUUAGUUUAUACGAUAGAAGUCUCAUGGACCUUUGGAUUGGCCCUCUGCAGAUUAGUUCCGUUUAUAAACAUGACGACGAUUAUUUUCACAUGCUUAAGUUUUGCCGCAAUAUGCAUCAUAAGGCUUCUGUCGCAUAGUGUGAUGAAGCGUAGUUUCCGGGAACACCCAAAGUAUAAUUCAGCGAUCGGUCUCACCAUCAUUGCUAUUAUUUCCAUUGUUGUCUGUAUUCCGAUAGCAAUUUUCCAUAAUGUUGAAAAUUCCGGCGAGCAUAAAUUAUGCAUACUAACAUCUCAAACUUUGCAUUCACACAUCAUGUGGAAUACUCUUUUCAUACUAUCGUUUGCUGUACCGUUUACUAUUCUAUGGUCCGUCAACCCUCUGAUGUAUUUUUACCGCCGUAAAUUCUUCUCAGCGAUGUCAACAGAAACGUUCUCUUCAAAUGGGAAGAGCGAAAAUCAGAUGACUUUUCUGCUGUUUAUGUUCGCUUUAUCGUUCACUUUCCUGCUUGGCCCAUUGGAAAUUCUAUAUACAUUGCACUACUUUGAUGUUGCGCAACUUACUACAAAGGCGAUAAAAGUGACCUACUCACUUUAUAGCUUCUUUCCAGCUUCCAUACCUUUGAUAUAUUUUGCAAGUUUCUACAGCACUUCGUCAGGGAUCCUUUUCCACAGCACUUCAUCAGGGAUCCUUUUCCGCAGAACUUCUUCAGGGAUUCUAUACACAAGCGUGUAAAUAUAAUGGUGAAUGGACAUUUCCAUUAAGCCAAGCUUCUUGGAUAUUGUUGCUAAGAUCCCACCAAAACGUCAUUGUAAAAACAUGUGCAUCUUUAGGAAAGUACUUGUGUUUUGCAAGACAUGAGCGUGUUCAGUUGUUAAAUUUAAUUGCAUUCUUGAAAGGUAAAUGAACCUAGCCAAUAAACAGUCUGAUGUCUAAAGCUCAUAUUAAUGUGAAUAAUAUCCGCUUUUGUGAAUAAACAUCUGAAAUUAAAUAAUAAAACUUAGUGUAAUUUUACGCGGCUAGCUUAGUCGUCUGAAUGUACAUAUUUGUACACUAUUUAGUUUAUAAAAAUAAUAGUUUACAAUAUAUACCACAAUACAUCAGAAUAGACAUUAUCAUGCUUAUAUUUUUAACAUAUCUCUAUUUACUGCAAACUCUCCUUUAGAAUGGAAACAAGUAAUAGUAACUCCAUACAAGGAAAGGGAUAAAGCUGAAUUUUAUGCAGGUAGUUUAGUAGUCUGAAUGUAAAUAUUUGUACACUAUUUGGUUUGGUAGAACAAUACAUACCACAAUACAUCAGAAUAGACAUUAUCAUGCCUAUAUUUUUAACAUAUCUCUAUUUACUUCAAACUUUCCUUUAGAAUGGAAACAAGCAAUAGUAACUCCUAUUAUACAAGGAAGGGGAUAAAGCAGAUUACAGACCUAUUUCUGUUCUACCAUUAGUAACUAAGAUUAUUGAAUGUGCUGUACACAAACAAUUAUAUGACUAUUUGACAAAAGAAAAUAUUUUGAAUGAAUCAUAGUCUGGCUUUUAGAAAAAAAAAACCCAUUCAACUAACACUACCCUGAGCGAUGUGUCUGAUUAUGUUCUUAAUUUAAAUAAUGGAAAGGGCCACUGCUGCCAUUUUUAUAGAUUUAAAUACGGUCUUCUUAAAGCUCUACAAAAAUGGAAUUCGUGAAUCAGCUCUAAAUUGGUUUGUUUCUUAUCUUAAUAAUAGAUCUCAAAUUGUUCAAAUCAAUUAAACAAAAUCUGAUUCUAUAAAAAUUAAUAUUGGUUUAUCUUAGGAUCAUUAUUAUUCAUAAUUAAUGUUAAUUCUUUACCCAAUGCUAUCCAAUGUAAAUGUGUAAUGUAUGCCCAUGACAACUAUUUUGUGCAAUUCUUUUUUCAAAAUGGGCUUGAUUUUAAUUUUAAUGAAACUGCUAAUUGGUUUGGUAAAAACAAAUUGACGUUAAAUAUUUUUUUUUUAAACUAAAUUUAUGAUUUUCGGUUCAAACACAAUUUUAAAAUAUCUCAUUAUCCUAUAAUGGAAAAUCUAUUGACAGUUGAUUCAUUCAAAUAUCUUGGAAUUGUAUUUGAUCAUAAAUUAAAAUGGUCUGAACAUAUUAACAAGCAAUAUUUAUAACAAAUUGGUGUUAUCUGACUGUUUACUCUUAAGAUGUUGGCUAAUACUCUGUUAGCCCCUUUUUGAUUAUUGCAGUUGUGUGUGUUCCAACUGUAAUAGUUAUCUUUCCAAUUCGCUUCAAGUUCUUGUAAAUAGAUUGGGAAGAAUUUUACUGUCUGCUGACAAAAAAACUCCAAUUGCUGAUAUUUUAAAUGUAUUAGAAUGGAGUAAACUUUGUGAAAAUGGAACAACAUCUACAUGUUUCGAAUGAGUGUUUCAGUGAAUAUUCUCAAUAUUAUCUAUCACAUAAUUUUAUGUUUAAUGACUGUCUGCACUCACAUUGUACUAGAAGUCAAAGUAAAAAUACUCUUUAUGAACAGUCUUUGAGUAAUAUGCAAGGUAAAAGAACAUUCGUAUACCAGUGUACUAAGCUCUGGAAUAAACUCCCAGAUGAUAUUAAAAUAAAAUUUUAAUCUAUGACAGUUUCAAAAUUUAAAAUUUUUAUAUCAGGUUUGUAAAAUCUAAAACAAAUAUUUCCUUUAUAUAUAUAUUUUUUCAUAAAUGUAUUUUUUAUUUUUUAACUAUAAUAUAUUAUUCUUUCUUUUUAUUAUUGUAUAUACAUAUAAAGUUCAUUGUUUGUUAAUACUUAACCACUGUGGAAAUCAAUGUUUUAGUACUGAAAGUGUCAUUCAGUAUAAAGAAAGGAUAAAUAAAUAAAUGAAAGUCAUAUUA